Molecule: messenger RNA, 963 nt
Organism: Mollisia scopiformis
Lineage: Eukaryota; Fungi; Ascomycota; Leotiomycetes; Helotiales; Mollisiaceae
Exons: 4
Coding region: 1-963 (320 amino acids)
Source: RefSeq, a predicted model, not a curated record
AUGGUCAUGGGGGAAUUGGUACAAAGAGCAGAGACCUGGUUAUAUCGGGGUAUAGCUCCUAGCCUUGGGACGCAGCCGCCAAUCGCCUGGAUGGACGUACAAAGAUUUUUAGAAAGCGCUCCUGGAUUUGAUGUGCUCCUACUCAUGGACUGCUGUUACGCUGCACGCACGAUCAAGGGGUUUAAUAACAAAGCUAUGGAAGUUCUGGCCGCAGAUCCGAGUCUCGAAGAGCAGUCUCCUAAUCACAUUAUUAUCAUGGGACAUCGCAACCCCAUCGUGUUGAAACCAUUGGGACCGGCUCAGAGUGGGAGUGAUGCUAUUUGUGAUGACGAUCCUAACGGGCACCCUCCAGAGGAUGAUUCUGGGUCUGAGGACUCAGAUACGUGGCCGGCUAUUACCCUUGGAAUCCAGAAACCCCGCGUAAGAAACCCAUGGACUCGAUCUGUCGAGAUCAUCGAUGUGCAUGAGAAGCGCCACAACGUUACAGUUCUCCUCGAUACUUCAGCUAGCUGCAGUUUCAUAAAAUUUAGCACAGUUCACCGCCUGGACCUCGAAGUCUUUCCUCGUCGUCCUCAAGAUGUUUGGGUAUUCCAAAGCUUCGAUGGAUCUCAGUCGCUAUCUCAAUCAUACACCACCAUCAAGAUAAGUAAAACGGACGGAACAGGAUCACUAGGACCCUUUUCCUUGUUCGUUCUACCUACGGAAACCGAUGAUAGCUUAGACGUUGAUGUAAGUUGGGGCGGAGUAGAUAUCUCCACUGCCGGAUUACUCAACCCGCAUUUCGAGAUGCUACACAACGCAGUGGAGGAACGUAUCCAGGCAGAAGAGAAUUCGAACCAAGAAGGAGCCGAAACUGAGAACAGUGACGCGGUACUAAGCGAAGAACUCGUUAAGCAAAUUGGACAAAUGCGACAACUUGUUCAGGAGGAACUGGCUAGAAGAGCAGCCACAGAACAAGAUUAA